Molecule: messenger RNA, 3298 nt
Organism: Acomys russatus (golden spiny mouse)
Lineage: Eukaryota; Metazoa; Chordata; Mammalia; Rodentia; Muridae
Gene: Dgcr8
Product: DGCR8 microprocessor complex subunit
Exons: 15
Coding region: 403-2724 (773 amino acids)
Biological process (GO): primary miRNA processing
Cellular component (GO): microprocessor complex
Molecular function (GO): primary miRNA binding; double-stranded RNA binding; identical protein binding
Source: RefSeq, a predicted model, not a curated record
CGAGUCUCCAGAGCCGAGAGCUUUUGCGAGGGCCUUCGCGGGUUGCGGCGGCGCCGGGGCGGUGAGGGUCGGCCGGCUGUGGUCGGGCUGCGGGCGGCUCGGGCAGGUCGCGGGCGCCACAGGUGGAAGAAGAAAGGUGUCACUUUGGCAUGAAGAUAGACUCACUUAGACGUCAAUCUUUUAAGCUGAGUGCAUUGUGAUUUCCAAUAAUUGAGGCAGUGGUUCUAAAAGCUGUCUACAUUAAUGAAAAGAGCAAUGUGGCCAGCUUGACUAAGUCUCCAGUGUGUGCAACGCGGGCAGGACGGCACCGGGUCUCGACGGACUUGUGCAUGUUAGCAGUAUAGAUUUAUGUAAGGUGGUUUAAAACUCUGGUGUUUUAAAGUAGUCUUAACUGCUCAUAAUAUGGAGACAUAUGAGAGUCCCUCUCCUCUCCCGCGUGAGCCCGCAGGAGAAGCGAUGAUGGAGAACCGAGCUUGUCCCUUCCAAGUGCUGCCCCAUGAACAGUCUCCACCACCUCCCCUGCAAACGUCCAGUGAUGCAGAGGUAAUGGACGUUGGCUCUGGUGGUGAUGGACAGUCCGAACCUCCUGCCGAGGACCCAUUCAACUUCUACGGAGCUUCUCUUCUCUCCAAAGGAUCCUUCUCUAAGGGCCACCUCCUCAUAGACCCGAACUGUAGUGGCCACAGCCCGCGCACUGCCCGGCACGCACCUGCGGUCCGGAAGUUCUCCCCUGACCUUAAGUUGCUUAAGGAUGUAAAGAUUAGUGUGAGCUUUACUGAGAGCUGCAGGAGUAAGGACAGGAAGGUCCUGUACACAGGAGUAGAACGCAGCACUCGGGCCGAAUGUAACCACCUCCUUAGUCCUGUCAGCGGGGACUUGCAUGCUUGUCCCUUUGGCGGGAGUGUUGGUAAUGGGGUAGGUCUAGGGGGUGAGAGUGCAGAUAAGAAGGAUGAGGAAAAUGAGCUGGAUCAGGAAAAGAGAGUGGAGUAUGCAGUGCUCGAUGAGUUAGAAGAUUUUACUGACAAUUUGGAGCUAGAUGAAGAAGGAACAGGCGGGUUCACGGCUAAAGCAAUCGUUCAAAGAGACAGAGUGGAUGAAGAGGCCUUGAAUUUCUCCUAUGAGGAUGACUUUGACAAUGAUGUGGAUGCUUUACUAGAAGAAGGUCUCUGUGCUCCCAAGAAGAGGCGAAUAGAGGAAAAGUAUGGUGGAGACAGUGAUCAUCCAUCUGAUGGAGAGACAAGUGUGCAGCCAAUGAUGACCAAGAUUAAAACAGUGCUCAAAAGCCGUGGCCGUCCACCUACAGAGCCAUUACCUGAUGGAUGGAUCAUGACUUUCCAUAACUCUGGAGUCCCUGUAUACCUGCACAGAGAGUCUCGAGUGGUCACCUGGUCCAGACCCUACUUUUUGGGAACAGGAAGCAUACGGAAACACGAUCCUCCUCUAAGCAGUAUCCCCUGUCUGCAUUAUAAGAAAAUGAAGGACAACGAGGAACGGGAGCAAAGCUGUGAUCUCACCCCCAGUGGGGAGGUGUCACCUGUCAAGCCACUGGGUCGAUCUGCAGAGUUAGAUUUCCCUCUGGAAGAGCCUGACUCAAUUGGUGGAGACUCAGGGUCCUUAGAUGAAAAGGACCCACUAGGGGCUGAGGCAGCCCCUGGAGCCCUGGGACAAGUGAAGGCCAAAGUAGAGGUGUGCAAAGAUGAAUCAGUUGAUCUGGAGGAGUUUCGUAAUUACCUGGAGAAGCGUUUUGACUUUGAGCAAGUAACUGUGAAAAAAUUCAGGACUUGGGCUGAGCGGCGUCAGUUCAACCGGGAGAUGAAGCGGAAGCAGGCUGAGUCAGAGAGGCCCAUCCUGCCAGCUAACCAGAAGCUCAUCACUUUAUCUGUACAAGAUGCACCCACAAAGAAAGAGUUUGUCAUCAAUCCCAAUGGGAAGUCUGAAGUCUGCAUCCUGCACGAAUAUAUGCAGCGUGUCCUCAAGGUCCGCCCUGUUUAUAAUUUCUUUGAAUGUGAGAAUCCAAGUGAGCCUUUUGGUGCCUCCGUGACCAUUGACGGUGUGACUUACGGAUCUGGAACUGCAAGCAGCAAAAAACUUGCGAAGAAUAAAGCUGCUCGAGCCACACUGGAAAUUCUCAUCCCUGACUUUGUUAAACAGACCUCUGAGGAGAAGCCCAAAGACAGUGAGGAACUGGAGUAUUUUAACCACAUCAGUAUUGAGGAUUCACGAGUCUACGAGCUGACAAGCAAGGCCGGGCUGUUGUCUCCGUAUCAGAUCCUCCAUGAGUGCCUUAAAAGAAAUCAUGGAAUGGGUGACACAUCCAUCAAGUUUGAAGUGGUUCCUGGGAAAAACCAGAAGAGUGAAUAUGUCAUGGCAUGCGGCAAACACACAGUGCGCGGGUGGUGUAAGAAUAAACGAGUUGGGAAACAGUUAGCCUCUCAGAAAAUCCUUCAGCUGCUGCACCCACAUGUCAAGAACUGGGGGUCCUUACUGCGCAUGUAUGGCCGUGAAAGCAGCAAAAUGGUCAAGCAGGAGACUUCUGACAAGAGUGUGAUAGAGCUACAGCAGUAUGCCAAGAAGAACAGGCCCAACCUUCACAUCCUGAGCAAGCUGCAAGAGGAGAUGAAGAGGCUGGCGGCAGAGCGGGAGGAGACUCGGAAGAAGCCCAAGAUGUCAAUUGUAGCAUCUGCCCAGCCUGGUGGUGAGCCUUUGUGUACAGUGGAUGUAUGAGUGUCUAGGCUCUGGCUCUUCACAUGGAGACAGCUGUGACCACAUAGUACACAUGAAAAGAAGCAGUUCUGGAAAAGCUGCUCUCAAUGUGACUGGAUAUACAACGAUCAGCUAAAGUAACUGCACAAGUGGAAGCUGAUAGACAGCUGUAGUUCCUGCUUGUACGUAUCUGCUGCGAACUGUUUUUAUGAAGGUUUUCAUUAAUUUUAGUACACUAUAUGCACUGACAAGAAGUUAUACUUCGUUAAUAGAUGAGAUGCCCAGGUUUUAUAGCUUUGGCUAGCCUGUGAUGCCAGGUAGCCCCUUUGCUCAUGGUUCCUUUGUGGAGCCACUAAGACCUGGCCAGAAGGUGCAGGUAUCCUGUCCUGUAGUAUUACCUGCCUUGUGUGUUUCCCAUUUUCCUCUGAAAAGGUUAUAACAAAGGAAUAAUUCAGGCUAUUUUGGCUUAAAAUAAAACAGGAUUUCAGCACCAGAACUACUCUUCAGAGAUUGCACAGUGAAGAUACUGAACUGUCAAGAUACUGAUUGUUAAUCUGGUUGACCCUUGGGGUUACAGUCUACUUUUUUGAUGAAG